AUGAUCUGUGCAUUGAGUCUCGUGCUUGUUUUGGCAGUCUCCUUUGGAGAGAUGGCCGAAGUCACCGACCUGACUGAGGAAUGGCUCCCAGUUGUCAAUGGAAUCUAUAAUCAAUGGGAUAGAGACAAAAUCCUGGCUCGACAUAACCAUUUCCGUAGUAAAGUACAGCCAUCUGCUGCAAACAUGGUAGCUCUGCAAUGGAGCCAUGACCUUGCAGGUCUUGCGCAGAGGUGGGCUAACCGAUGCGACUUCGGCUUUAACUUCCGAAGUCUGGUAACAGAAUUUAGUAGUGUAGGCCAGAACAUCGCCCAGGUGUAUGCCGGCACUCUUGAUUCUAUAAUGGAUUCGUGGAAUAACGAGAAGGCUGAUUAUGACUUCGAAACCAACACCUGUUCCGCAUUCUGUGCCCACUACACUCAGCAAUGGAGCCAUGACCUUUCAGGUCUUGCGCAGAGGUGGGCUAACCGAUGCGACUUCGGCUUUAACUUCCGAAGUCUGGUAACAGAAUUUAGUAGUGUAGGCCAGAACAUCGCCCAGGUGUAUGCCGGCACUCUUGAUUCUAUAAUGGAUUCGUGGAAUAACGAGAAGGCUGAUUAUGACUUCGAAACCAACACCUGUUCCGCAUUCUGUGCCCACUACACUCAGAUGGUGUGGGCUACAACCUCUUUCAUAGGAUGUGGCAGGGCUGCAUGUCCACCGCAUUCAUUGUACCGUCCUGACACGUACAUCGUCUGUAAUUACGGACCCGGAGGUAAUGUGACCCAUCGCCCAUACGAAUCAGGUGUGCCCUGUUCUAGUUGCCCUGAUAGUGAAGGAGAUACAUAUAGCUGCGAGAAUAAUCUUUGCACCUUGGGCUAAGGGCUUGGCAACGCUGACAUGACAACGAGAUUGGACUGAACUCCCCAACUACAACACGUCCAAAGGACCUGAUUACAUUUUUUGAGUUUUACUUCUACUCAUCUUUACUUCGCAACUCAUAAUUCGGAAUAGUGGGAAU
Messenger RNA from Strongylocentrotus purpuratus (purple sea urchin), 997 nucleotides. RefSeq names its product GLIPR1-like protein 1. The transcript has 6 exons. Bases 1 to 858 code for a protein of 285 amino acids. Gene Ontology annotation, cellular component: extracellular region. NCBI's taxonomy places the organism in Eukaryota, Metazoa, Echinodermata, Echinoidea, Camarodonta, Strongylocentrotidae. The record is from RefSeq and is a predicted model, not a curated record.